Molecule: messenger RNA, 1005 nt
Organism: Brassica oleracea var. oleracea
Lineage: Eukaryota; Viridiplantae; Streptophyta; Magnoliopsida; Brassicales; Brassicaceae
Exons: 1
Coding region: 55-942 (295 amino acids)
Biological process (GO): response to photooxidative stress; photosystem I assembly
Cellular component (GO): chloroplast thylakoid membrane
Source: RefSeq, a predicted model, not a curated record
UCUUACUUUUCCUUCACCUUUGUUAGUAUAUUACCUUAGAUUACUAAGUUUAUUAUGUCUCCUCCAUCGUUGAUUGUGUUAGAAGAUGGUCUAACCAACAAAUGGAGCAAUGACGAGUGGCAGCGUCUCGGCGUUUUCUCCGGAGAAAACCCUAACCCUACUUUCAAUUUCUUAGUGAAGAAUCCGCUGACAGUUUCACCGGUUCUCUCCCGCCCAUCUCUUAAAGAUGAAAGCUUCAGGAUGGUUUUACCUUUGGCCAUGUCUCCGCCAAGAGACAACGCCGUGCCGCUUCCUGUUCUUCCCGAGCCGAUGAUGAAGCCACGGAAGAAGCUUGGCCACCAAGAAUCCAUGUUUUCUUUUGGAAAAGCUAGGUGUCCCAUGAAAAACUUCAUCCACGAAGAAGAAGAAGAGUUCAAGUGCAACGCCUUCUGUCUCUCCCUCCGUGGAUUUGGCAAGCAAAAACAUGUGAGGUCACCGAAAAGCAACGACGAUUCGUCUGUAAAAAAGAAGAAGAUGACCAAAGCGUCAUCGUUUUCACACUCCACAGUUUCCUUAAAUGCCUCGUUUGAGAAGUUUGAAUGUGGCUCGUGGGCUUCAACAACAACUGCUCUGGCCCGAGAAAACAACCGGUUGUACUUCGAUCUACCCGUGGAGAUGAUCAAAUGUGGCCGUGGAAGCGGCGGAGAGGUCCAAGAACCAACGAGUUUGGGUUUCUUCUUCGACAAGGAAAGAGAAAGUUUACCUUUGAGAAGUGUUCUAAAGACUUCUCGGUCGGAAAGGCAACAAAGGGGUUGUUCGGCUGAGACAUCACCGCAUCGCCGUGUCAGGUUUUCAACCACGACCUCGGUUUCAUGCCCGACUUCACCGCGGUCGUGUAUCACCCCACGCUUGCUUAAAGCUAGAGAUGACUUCAACACGUUCUUAGCAGCACAGAACGCGUGAAGAACUUAAGAAAACAUAGCACUAUAAUAAGACUUACUAUAAUAUAUGUUCGUAUCUACAAGU